AUGGAGCCUUCGUUUGAAAGAGGACAAGAAUUUUGUUAUUGUGUUAGAGCACCCAGUAAUGAAGGAUUUGAUGUUCUGAAUCUUAAUGUUAAAAUUGAUACUUCCUGGAUUUUCCAGGAUUUAGAAGACGUAGAGCAUGGAAGUACAAGGGAGUCUGAAGGGGCAGUAAAAAGUGCUGAAGUGGAGACCUUGAAUCUCAGAAUAAAGCAGCUGGAAAAGUCAGAGCAAAAACUGAAAGACAUUUUAGAGGACUACACAAAGUCAAAUUCUGUACUAGGAAACAGAGCAAAGGAGCUGGAACGGUCACAGAAGAAACUUUUCGAAACAGUUGACCAACUGAAUGCAAAGCUACAGCAGGUAGAAAAUGCAAACCUACGUGUUAAAGGGAAGCUCCGAAACCUUCAGGUGGAACUGACAGAUUUGGUUCAAAAACAAGAAAAGGCAGAAAGAAAUCAAAAAGAAAAGCUAUGGCGACUUCAGGACCAGCUGAAGACAAAAGAGGAUGAAGUAAAGAGUCAGUCAGCAUAUUUCGAGCACUACAAACAAAAGCAAAAGCAGAAGACAGCAGUGUUGAGAGAACGGGAGUUGUCCCUUCAGGGUCAUGUGUCCAGGCUGGAAAAGGAAGUCCUAGAUCUCAAUGCCACUACAGCUUUUCUGUUCUCUGAGCUAGGAGAGGGAACUGUACAAUUUCUCCGAUGCAAACUGGAAGCAGCAUUCAGUGGAAUUCAGGGAUCUUUACACUUUGAUGUGAAUAUAACUAAAAUAAAAACUCUCAUUGAAGAUGUGGAUCAUUACAUGAAAAGCCACCUACAGACACUGCAGCAAAAUCUGAAGAGGUUACAGGAAAAAGAAGAAGGUAAUAAUAGAGAACAAGCAGACCUACUAACUAAACUUCAGCACUCCCAGGACAAUGAAGACUUCCUGACAAGGAAAUUCGAGGAGUCUUGCUGUCGUGUUUAUGAGCUGAAAUUGUCUGAGAUCGGCCUUCAGGAACGAGUGGAGGAACUUAUGGAAGAAAACAGCACGUUAAAGGACAAACUGGGAGCAAAGUUACCAAAAGAAGCAGAAAAGGAGCUAUUGCCUGCAAGAAUGGAAAAUGGAGAAAAUAAAGCUGUAAGUGGUAACUGGAAUGCUGACCUAUUUUUCCAGGAUGAGCAGCUAACUCUGAAGAGGGAGGCAGUCUUGGAUCCAGUCAGAAACAAAGCUAGUCAAACUCCAUCUUUUCUACAACAUACCAAACAGUCUCAUACAACAGCAAAGAUAGCAUCAGAAUGUGGCUAUGGCUGGCUUAAUAAUGUGGAGGGGUUGCCAAAGGAACUUCUCAUACCAUUUUUAGAGCACAGCUCCAGUGCCUUGGUGCAAAUUGUUGAAGAACCCAGGCUAGCUGACGCUGAACAGGUCAUACUUGGUGCACAAAAAUCAGCUGGUGCUUCUCUGUUGUUUGGAUGUACUCCAAGACAGCUUAAAAACAGACAGCUAAUCUUAUCUUGCUCUGAGAGACUAAGCACUGAUGGGAGAAGUAAGAGGACCAAAGAAAAAGAAUAUUUCUUUCUCUUAAAGGAACAAUCUAUAAAUCAACCAGCUAAUCCUUCGCCUGUCUUCACGGUUGCCACUUUGAUUGAGCCUCAGUUUGUCUUGCUAGAACCUGAAAUCCACAGAGUCUUAUGUGUUAGAUCAGAAUCUGUUUUCCCAGUGAUCAAAAUGCUGAAUUUGAAUUACAACCAGACAUAUCACAAUAACUUUUGUCUUUCUAAUGGUGUCUUGCAUGUUGUGAAAGGAGUUUCUUCUGGUAAAGAUUCUGAAGCUCUAAAAGAAAAGGUUGCUAACACUGAGACUGAAAUUUUCAAACUCCAGGUUGAAAAAGAUUAUAUGGAAAAAUGUUUGCAAAAUAAAAAAGCUAUACAGAAAAGCACAGAUGAAAAGAAAAACUCAAAUAAAGAAAUAAAUGAUGGAAAAAAUCAAAGUAGAAAUGGUCCAGAGAAAUCUCAGCGAGACGAAAAAAGGGAUGAGAAAGCACAAAUCAGAACAAUAACUUGCAUUUCUGAAAAAGCCAACAAAGCUGCACAUGCUGAAACUGCGGCGCAAGAAGCAGAACCAACAUUUCAUACAGCAAGCAUUCCAGGUGACCAAAACAUGUCUGUCCUACACAAGGAAUUAGAGGGAUAUCCCCAAGAGAACUCUGAACUUAAGGAUGAACAUGGAAAACAUUUAGCAAUCUGUACUUUUGAUGAAGUGAACAGAAAAUGCCUAGAAAAUAACAUUUUUGUGACACAAGAGAAGGGUAAACAACCUGAGAAUCUAACUGACCAAAUAAAAGUGUGUGUACAAAAAAGGGUUGAACUGAAAGAAAAGAGAGAGCAAUGUUUGAAACUGUAUGAACGAGAAGAUGAGGAUAAGUCAUCAUGCAAACAAAUGACUUGUCAGAUAGAGGAAUAUAGUAAAUGCUCUCAAAAACUAUCUGCACUGAAGGAAGAUAAGUAUAUGUAUCCACUGAAUAUAUUGUCUCCUGCACAAGAGAGAAAUUUAUACUUAAAUAAAGGGUUAGCACUAGAGGAAGAAUAUUCUGAACAUGGCCAUCUAUCAGCAGCAGCAGAAGAAAACAAUGAAUAUACCCUGGAAAUAGAUAAGUUAGAGAAGUUAGUGGAUAUAUAUUCUCAAAGAAUAUCUGCACUGAUGAAAGAGAAUGGGAGUUACUCACAGAAACUCCUCAUGUUACAGGAAGAGAAUGAUAGAUAUUAUCAGAAGAUGUGUGCACUAGAAGAGGAGAUAGAUGCAUAUUCUCGAAACAUAUUAACAGUACAUGAAAUUGAUGUUGACUCUUCCCAAAAGUUAUUAGCCAAGGAGGAAAUAUAUGGUAAAUGUUAUAACAGUGUUUCAAAAGAAAAGAAUUUUAGGUGCCCAGGAGCGAUUUGUGUUCUCUUGGGUGAGACUGAAAUCCUUUCCAAGAACGUCUCUGACCUGGUUAAAGAGGAAGAUAGAAAUUCUGAAAAAGAAAUACCAGUGAUGGAAUCAAAUAAAUUUCUCAAGAAAAUUGUAGCUCUUGAUGAAAAGAAGAUUAAAUAUUUCCAGCUGCUUUCUGGUCUCAAAGAGGAGAGAAAUAGCUUUUUCAGAGAAAUAGCUAAACUAUUACAAGACAAAGAAAAAUAUAUAAGAAAAACUCAUGAACUGGAAGAAGAGAGAGAGAGAAAUUUACAGAUAAUAUCUCAACUAGAAGGAGACAAAGAAACUUUAUUGGGAAGUUUGAGUGAGCUGAAAUGUGAACAAGAUAAAUACAUGACAAUGAUUUCUGAACUGAAUGAGUGCAAAACCAAAUGCUACCAAACAAUUUCUGAUCUACAAGAGGAAAAACAUAUACUGAAAAAUGAUAUGGAUGGAGUCCACAGGGAAAGUUCUGAACAGCUUCUAGAAUCUCGGAAAGUGAUUGAGAACAUUCUUCAAGAAAACAAUGAACUGAAGGAAAUAAUGUCUGCUCUUGGAAUCAGCUAUGAAGAGCUGAUAAAAGAUAAAAUUUCUGGAAUGGAAGGAAAGUUGUUAAGAUUGAAGCAAGAAAAUAAGAGUCUACCACAUAGAAUGCAAGCAAAGGAAACAGAGAUGGCUUCUGGUAAAAUACAGACUAAAGAAAAAGGAAUUCAAGUUAUAGAACACUCAAACUAUCUCACUAGAAAAGAUAAAGAAAUCUGUUUGGAAGAGGAUAUUGGUAGCAUUAAAGGAUAUUGUCAAGUGGGAUGUUCUAAAAACACUGAGACUUCUAAAUGCCAUUUUAGUAAUGUUGGGAUAAGUGCAUUUUUGGGUGAUCAAAACAUUAUGAUCUCCAGGGUGCCCCAAAAGACUUCUGAGAGACCGGAGGUGACAAAGUUAGCCUUUGAAACAGAAGACAAAAUAUCAAGCAACAGUUUUUCUGAAUGUUGUGUUAAAGUGCUGGAGAAUAUGGAACAAGAAUCUGCAAAGGGCAGCACCUCUGAAAGCUACAGUGCAAUGCAAGAACAACUGGAAAGGUCAAAGGAAGAACUAAAAAUACAACGAGGGGAAUUAGAAAAGGCCAAAAAAGAGGCUCAGAAGUGGUACCGAGAACUUGGCUUUGUGGAAGCAAGAUAUGAAGAGGUCAGAACUCAGUUGACACAGACACUCUCUGAAUUACAUCAACUUAAACUAGCAGAUGGCGGGGAAAGGCUUAGAAAGCAGUGCUGCCAAUUAAUGAAGGAAGCUGAAGAACUGAAAGAGGAUAGAAUAGCCAAUAAGAGAUUAGAACAGCAAGUGCUGACCCUGAAAUCCCAACUAAGAGACCAGACUGCAUUACAAAGUCAGUUUCAAGACUUGCAAAACCAAGUGGAAUGCCUUCAGGCUCAGCUGUGUGAAAAGACUGAGGAACUUCAGAAAAGAAAGACUGAAACUGACCUGACAGUAGCUCCGCUCAAGGCUAAGCUUGCUUGCCUUGUCCGGAAAUGCCACGAAAGAAACAGCUUGAUUACCCAGCUGGUCAGGGAAUUUCACAGGCAUGGAAUUAUGGAUUCCAUUUUCAAUGAAGAGGCAAAGAAUUUGGUGAAUGACAUGGCGCUUGCAGAGUACACUACCACCUUUACAUCUGUAUGCAAUCGAGAGAGACGAUCCCAGCAAUUUGUAAUGCCUGAGAAGACAGCACACAGACGAGCGUCACAGACUCUUAUGCCUACUGGGGAAGACAGUGAUUUGCAUCUGAGUGGGUCAUUGCAUUCUAGAACCUGCACCGCUACUGCUGACUUUCAUCUGUCACCAGAGAUGCCUCAAACUGUGCUUCCUGUAUUACUGCAUCCUGUUGUAGACACUUCACAGGUCAAUAGACUGCCAAAUAAUCAUGGGACCUACGAGGCUGAAGCGAAUGAGAAGGCAAGGCCAAUUCCUGCAAGCUUUCUACAGAAGUCAGAUGACAUCUGCUGUGCUCACACAACUCAAAACAAGUGCACUACUUCUCCUUUAAAAUUAACAUGCCCAGAGAGGAUCAUAGCCUUGCAUCGAGAGCUUAGACAAAACCAUCGCAGUAAUUACCAGAUACCUUCAUUUGCCUCUUCCAAUUCAAAACUGAAGGCGGAUUGCAAUUUGUCCUCAGUCUGUCAUCCAGCCCAAGAUGUGACUUCCCAGCCUGUAGUGUCAAAAAUGAACAAUUCACUGAAACUUUCAGACAGGAGCUCUUUCCAUCUCAUAAAUGGGAGGUACCAGUUGUCUAAAUUUGAUGACGUAUUCCACAGUCAUCCAGAAAAUCAGCUUGCAGGUGCUGUUCUCCAGGGAAGGAGAAAGAAAAAUGUCAUUAUGAAUAACACAUGGAUCUCGGGAGAAAAACCAGAUGGCUCAACCUCAGCUACCACAGCAAAAAGCUAUUUGUCAGAUGUGUUGUCAGCAAGUAAUAAAGGUCAAAAUCCUGCUGGGGAGAAAUCAGCUUCACUGGAAAGAGUAAAAGCAUCAGAAAUAAAACAAGGACCUCCUGCUCCAGUUGAUUCGGUCUAUAUUAUUAAAGCUGUGGGAAAUAGCAGCAUGAUGAUUGGCUGGGAGAGACCCGUGGUAGAUGAAUUAGGAUGUAGCAAUGGAACUUUCAUUACAGGAUACAGGAUAUAUACAGAUGGGGAAUUUCACAAAUCUGUUAUGAGUUCAGCCUGCACUAAGACUAUUUUAGAAAAUCUGGAUCUUUCUGUGCCAUUUCAAAUCAGCGUUCAGACUGUUGGUUCUUCUGGUUUGGUUUCUGAGAAGAUGAAUGUUCAAUUUAGUUGUCCUUUAACAAAAAAGGAAGCUUCAUCAUUUGCCUCUAGUGAUUACCCUGAAGACGAAAAGCCUGAUGCCAGCUCCCAUGAGGUAACAGCAACCGCUCUGUUAUCAAUGGAAAGUCUUAUCCUCUGA
Mauremys mutica (yellowpond turtle) is the source of this 5865-nucleotide messenger RNA. It is a transcript of the gene C5H4orf50, whose product is annotated as chromosome 5 C4orf50 homolog. The coding region runs from base 1 to 5865 and encodes 1954 amino acids. NCBI's taxonomy places the organism in Eukaryota, Metazoa, Chordata, Testudines, Geoemydidae. The transcript has 18 exons. The record is from RefSeq and is a predicted model, not a curated record. Gene Ontology annotation, molecular function: protein binding.